Molecule: messenger RNA, 2440 nt
Organism: Papilio polytes (common Mormon)
Lineage: Eukaryota; Metazoa; Arthropoda; Insecta; Lepidoptera; Papilionidae
Gene: thoc5
Product: THO complex subunit 5 homolog
Exons: 5
Coding region: 324-2393 (689 amino acids)
Biological process (GO): positive regulation of DNA-templated transcription, elongation; mRNA export from nucleus
Cellular component (GO): THO complex part of transcription export complex
Molecular function (GO): mRNA binding
Source: RefSeq, a predicted model, not a curated record
GCGCCACCUACGAGGUGCAAUAAGUUUCAUCAGUUAGACCUUAAAUAAAAGGUAAACUAAUUGCAUUUAUAUUAUUUGUUAGACGAAUAUUAGUGUAAUCCUAAUUUGUUAAGGUUAUGUUUUCUUAUCAAGAAAUUAAUUUAAAGUUCAAUUCUAGCACGAAAAUCAUAUUUUACGACAGUAACUGUUAAAUGUCAGUGUCAAAAUAAAUUGUAAUUGGAAAAAAGUGAGGUAAAAUCGGUAAAUAAAGAUACGACUACCAAAAAUCUAUUCAUUAUUAAGUAGGUAUAGUUGCACGUUUAUUAUUUAUUAAUAAAUUAGCAAUGGGUAAAGAGGAUACAUCUGCCAAAAAAAGACGAAAACUGAACAGUAACUCGAGUGAAUUAAGUAAACAGCCACCUGUCGAUGUUUAUAAGCGUGUAGUAGAAUUUGAAGAAAGCGAGGCGCAAUUAAGAUCUGCUGAAAAAGAUGCAGUUUUGUUCAAAAAAAUCUGUCAAGAUGUUCGACAGCUUUUUGCAGAUAUAGCCGAAUUGAAAGCUAAAGGAACUAAUGAGAGCAAAGAAAAGAUAAAUGCAAAGAGAGUGGAAGCAUCUUUACUGCUGGUGGCAUUAAAGAAACUAAACCGUUUAGAAAAAGUUCGUACAAGAGGUGGCCGAGAUGCUUUAAAUAAGGAGAAGCAACAAGUGGAUUCUACACAUUUGCUUCUACAGAAUUUAUUGUAUGAAGCUGACCAUCUAAAUAAGGAAGUGACGAAAUGCUUGCAGUUUAAAUCUAAAGAUGAAGAGAUAGAAUUAGUCCCAUUGGACAAUUUCUAUAAGGAAGCUCCAGAGGAUAUUUCACGUCCAGAAAUUACUAAGAAUGAUGAACAUCAGCUACAAUUAGCGAGAUUGGAAUGGGAACUUCGACAACGUCGUGAAUUGGCAGGAGCAUGUAAUGAACUUGUGUCCUCCAAGGAGCGAGUGUCUGCUGCAAUUGCUGCAGCUAGAUCUAGAUUGGUUGCACUAGCACCACAUCUCCGAGAUGUGCUUAAGGCAACUAAACCUCUACAAGAAUGCUUAGCAUUGCGUUUAGAUGAGAAGCGUGAUGAAACAAGAGCUGCAUCACUACUACCAGCCCCUUUGUUCCUCUUAUAUGCUAAUGCUAGUGCAUAUUCUGAUGUCUUAGGUGUAGAACAUAUUACAGUUGGUAUUUCUGGGGACGAAGAUGAGGCUCGCAGGUUGGAUCAAAUCAAUACUAGUAUAGAAAGCGACAUAUUGGUAUCCAAUGACUCCGAUUCUGAUCAGGAUAACAAUGAUGAUGAUCAGACAGAAAAGAAGAAGCGUUAUCACAGAACUGCAAAAAUAUCCAAAGAAGAAAAGGCAGAGGCGAAAAAGAAACAAGUGCUACAAAAACACCCAUUAAAUGUUCAAGUUUCAGUUAAGAUACAAGAUGGCACUGCUUUAAAUUUGAUUUUCUCCUAUUUGGUUAAUCUAAAAAUUGUUGUUGUAAAGUUUAUUAUGUCUUUCCCGAGGCCUAUAACAGGAGUGUCAGCGGCAGAUGUAUUGAAUAGUGACAGCAUUUUAAAUGAAUUAUAUCCCGGAGACAAUGGCAAUGACUCUCCACACCCUGCAACCACUUAUUUGUUAAAUGCAGCUGGUGUUACUGAAAAUUUUCAUAAUUUCAUUCCUGAAGUUGGAAGACCCUAUAUUUGGGCUCAAAGAAUGUGUGGUCUAGACUUUAUGGCAAUAAUUCUAGAUGACCCAAAGCAGUUCAAACCUAUUGUACCAUCUCAAAGCCUAAGUGUGGUGACAGUGGAAAAUUUUAUUUUCACAUUAAAGAAAAGAUUAGAGGCAAGAGUUGAACUGAUGAAGGAACUUCAAGAUUUAGAGAGUGGAAAGAUUUUACCUGUGAAAAAUGAUAAACCUAUUAGAUUAUCUGCAACACUGACUCAGUGGCAAUCUGUAGGCUGGCCGGAGUAUAGUCAAUCACCUUCUACAAAUUUUUUGAUAGCUGAAGGUCUGGUGACUGCUGAAAAUAUGUUGUAUCGAGCUAUUGUAACAAGACAAUCUGCUAAAUUGGUAGCCCUAGUAGCUCUGGGCAGUGAUUACCCUAGAAAAGCUCCACUAUUUUCUUUAACUUUAGAUUGGAAUGGAGUUCACCACGCUGGUGUCAAUGAUGAUAUACGAGAUAUUGAGCGACUUAUAAACACUAAUUGGGAUACAAGUGAUUCUGGCUCACAAACACUUUCCGCUCAAAUGACAAAGUUAUUGACAUGUAUUGAUGUCCUUCUUGAAACAAGUGGCUCUGUUGAGUUUCCACCAGAUAAAGUUAUGCUAAGACAAAUUCGUGGAAGAAAUCGUAUGAAGCCAUACAAACUUCUAAAACAAGGACCUGGUUUAUUUGUUCAAUAUUGAUAAAUAAGAAUCUUCAUUUAGUGUGGUAAAAUAAAUUUAAGAAAUAA